AUUUCCGUCUAACUUCAUCUUUUGCGUGCAGAGCUAUAGCCAGUAUUGAAACUAUUACUUGCUAAGCCUCCAGGUUUUCAUUUAACUUGUAUCAUUUAACUCUUUUCUUUUUUUCAUUUUUUUGGGUUUUUUUUUUUUUAUUUAUUUUAAGAACUUGGAUUGUCAAGAAUUCAUGAUGAAGAGCCCUCUUUUGUCCCUCUUACUUGUCUCCGUUCUAUUUAUGAACAGCUUCUCAGAAGUGCAGGGAAGGAAAUGGAAAGGUGAAGGUACAACACAAAACCUGGAAAAUAUUGCCACUGGAAGAUGCUAUGACUAUACUAGAAUUGUGAAUCCUGCUGUUGGUGAGAAAAAUUGUUCAGCGAUGUGGGAAGCGUUUAAAAAUGCAUUUAUUAACAAGGAUCCUUGCAACAUUCUACCUAAGGACUAUGAAUUAUUCAUCAACCUGUCAUUGCACACAAUUCCACCUAGCAAGUCUCUCUUCUGGGAAAAUAACCAGCUGCUGGUCAAUACCUUUGCUGGCAGAGGCCGUCGCUUCAUGUCUCUGGGAGAUACUCUGUUUGGCUUCUUUGGAGAUUUUCUGAACUGGUGUGGGCAGGCAGGGAGCACUGAACCGGACUAUGAAUCCUGCCCUACCAUGGAGGACUGUGAAAACAACGCGGUGGACUCUUUCUGGAGGAUGGCCUCCAUCACUUACGCAAAGCAGAGCUCUGGGGUGAUACAUGUCUUGUUGAACGGUUCUUCUGUCGGAGGAGCUUAUCCAGAGCCAGGUUUUUUUGCAGAUUAUGAAAUACCUAAUCUCCAGAAAGACAAAAUCUCACAAAUUGUCAUCUGGGUUGUGGAUGAUAUCAAAGGACCAGAUAGAGAUUCCUGUGGAACUAAUACUGUAAAGAAAUUAGAAAACAGGCUGAAAACCCUUGGGUAUGAUGUCACCUGCACUGACAAUUACAAGUCUGUCAUGUUCUUACUCUGCCUGGAUUACCCUGAUGAUCCUCAGUGUACCCUCUCAUCAUCUGCAGCAGCAGCACAAAGAGGACUCCUAUCUUCAAACAGAGGAGGCAGCUGGGACAAGUUCAUGUUUGUUUCCUUUGUAGGCUUUUUAUUGAGGUUUGCUUUAGUGCACUAAGUUAAUCAAUCAACUGAAUCCAUAUCCUCUGUUUGCCUUAGCUGACUAUAAAUUUGGCUUUAACUGAUGUCUAACUGCAAUUUCACACUAGUUCUGGGACUGGCAAACCUGCGUAUUAAAACACUGCGUACUUCUGUUGAGAUACCAACUACUUUUAACAUCAAAAAUUAUUCUACUGCUUCCAGAAAUCCUCACCCUUCGUUUCCUUUCCUUGAAUAGAAACAACCCAUUGCUAUUUCCACUUACCCCUAUUGUCCCGAAUUAAACUGAGACUAAUACUUCCUGUGUAAGUAAUUCAGAAAGAAAAGUGAAACUACGUCUGUCACACAUCUCCCACCCAGUGUCCUCCUUCGUAAAAACAAUCCUAGUGUCUGGCCUUGGAAACUAAGAGUCUGAUUCUCAUGUAUGGGGAAGGGGAAAUACGAACUCGGAUGAGAGAGAGCUUAGAUUGCUCACUUGGUGCAAGAUACAAGUGAGACAAUGAAAAAAUUAAACUCAUUUUCAUAAAAGGUCCAGUACUUGGGCCAAACUUACCUGAAACUAUGAUACAGAGAGGUUCUGGCUUGCAUACAGUAUUAUACCACAUACUCGAUGAUUGCUUCGUCACCCGCACAGCUGUUCCUCAGCUGGCCAUUUCCUGGCCACUGGGUAGCCAAGGGUCAGGAAUACCAGGUCUGGAAAGCUCCGUGGGUUUUUCACCGUGAUGUGCUUUAUGGCAUAUUGAAUUCAGACAAGAAGCUGCCAAGUCAGACAUCUGCCUGCUCGCAGUGAGGAUGCUGCAGAACAUACUGAGGAGACAGCGGAUGCCCUCGUGAAGGUCUCCCGUGUUACUUCUGUGAAUUAUCUAGGUGUUCCAGCUCGAUGCUCCUCUAAACCACCAAGACACCCAGCUACCAACAUGACACAUAAAUCUUUGGAAAGAAAUAGUUGUUCUUCUAGAAAAUAACUUUCAGUAGAAUUUUCUUGCAUGUUCUCUGUUAGCUUCUGUAUUAUUUAUUUUUGUUUGUCGGGAAACUGGAAUUGGAUGUUCCUGUUACCUCAGUGCGUCUGAUUUAGGACUGCACAGUAGAUUUCUGUCCUUUCAGUCCCUGGUACAACUACAUCAUGUUGUAUGUUUGAAAGAUAAAAUAACUGAAAUUUGUUGUUA
This is a messenger RNA of Calidris pugnax (ruff), 2270 nucleotides long. RefSeq names its product bone marrow stromal cell antigen 1 (gene BST1). Gene Ontology annotation, biological process: positive regulation of B cell proliferation. Gene Ontology annotation, cellular component: plasma membrane. The coding region runs from base 173 to 1123 and encodes 316 amino acids. Lineage: Eukaryota; Metazoa; Chordata; Aves; Charadriiformes; Scolopacidae. Gene Ontology annotation, molecular function: NAD+ nucleosidase activity; phosphorus-oxygen lyase activity. The transcript is spliced from 9 exons. The record is from RefSeq and is a predicted model, not a curated record.